Molecule: messenger RNA, 548 nt
Organism: Bubalus bubalis (water buffalo)
Lineage: Eukaryota; Metazoa; Chordata; Mammalia; Artiodactyla; Bovidae
Product: polyserase-2-like
Exons: 2
Coding region: 1-456 (151 amino acids)
Biological process (GO): proteolysis
Molecular function (GO): serine-type endopeptidase activity
Source: RefSeq, a predicted model, not a curated record
AUGCUGGAUGCUGGCCACUGCCAGGGCCAGAGGGCUUCUGCAAGCUCAGACCCCCAUUGGCACUCCUGCCCUGGUCCUUCAUUGGGCCUGGGGAGCCACCGGACCCCUCCGGGCCUGUUUCCUGCUCAGCACAGUGAGGGUGACUCUGGAGGCCCUCUGGUCUGCCUGCUCCGGGACCAGCGCUGGGCACAGGUGGCAGUGGUGAGCUUCAGUGGGGUCUGCGCUGAGCCCAGCCACCUGGGCGUGUGCACCAAUGUCUCCACCUGCCAGCCCUGGAUCCGCACUUCGGCCUCCUGCCAAGACACCUGCGUGGGGGCUGACCCCUCCCCGGGGCAUGGCCUGCCCUUCUCCCGUCAUCUCCUCCGAGCUGCCCAUUUCUGUGGGGCCCUUCUCUGCUCUGCCUCCCUGUCCCGCCUGUCCCCGCCUGUCCCACUCUCCACACUGACCCCCAUGUGACCAGGAUGGAAGACAGCCGGGGCAUGCAGCCGGCUUGACUUGUUCAAGGCAAAGAGCUGGGUCAGGAGGGAAGCUCAAGGUUGCUGGGCCCU